AUGGCUCACAGAGCAUUGAUGCAGGUUAUCUUCACGGGCGCCCAAGUAUUUGGGCGUGCAUUUAGCGAGGCUUACAAACAAGCAGCGGUACAAGCUAGCCGACAGGGCCAAACUGCAGCGAAAGGCCGCGGCGCAGAGUAUGGAGGAAUUACCCUGGAUGAGAGUUGCAAGAUUCUGAACAUCGAGAACGAGAAUGACCUGAACACGGACAAGAUAGAACAAAGAUACAAAUAUCUCUUUGAUGUUAACGACAAAGAGAAGGGAGGAAGCUUUUAUCUUCAAAGUAAGGUGUAUAGAGCUGCUGAGCGCUUGAAAUUUGAACUUGCCGAGCGACAAGGUGCUGCUGAACAAGACGUUGGCCAAGAGGGCAAUCCAAAGGGCAACAAGAAGAGCCCUGAAUGA
Lachancea mirantina is the source of this 402-nucleotide messenger RNA. Lineage: Eukaryota; Fungi; Ascomycota; Saccharomycetes; Saccharomycetales; Saccharomycetaceae. The record is from the annotation of a GenBank genome assembly.